Messenger RNA from Trichoplusia ni (cabbage looper), 3543 nucleotides. Its product is annotated as secernin-3. The transcript has 6 exons. The record is from RefSeq and is a predicted model, not a curated record. Lineage: Eukaryota; Metazoa; Arthropoda; Insecta; Lepidoptera; Noctuidae. The coding region runs from base 342 to 1547 and encodes 401 amino acids. Gene Ontology annotation, molecular function: dipeptidase activity; cysteine-type exopeptidase activity. Gene Ontology annotation, biological process: proteolysis.
AAAACUGACAACAACAAUAUUUUAUGCAAUAUCAGUAUCGUUUCAAAUAAAAUAAAACAAGAAAAUAAAUUAAAUAUAACGCAAACGUUUACCUAACUAUUUUACAGACAUACUACCUAACCUACCGAAGAUACACUGCCAUUAAUGAUUUAAUAUUCUAUUUACAUAUUACAUUUUAAUAACUUUGACCCUUGUCACCUUGGGAUAUUAAUUAUUAAUGAACUGUUAUUCUACGGGGUCUUAAAUAAUAACCGCUGCAUUUUGAACUAGUCCUCGGGCGGUAUUGUUGUGGUUGACAGCACGCAGAAUUACCCGUCUUUUAUUUAAUAAAUUAUCGCAAAAUGCUUUCUCUGUCGCCAAAAUCUUGUGAUACCUUCGUCGUGCUGCCUCCGUUGACUAACAAAAAUGCAGUUAUAUUCGGCAAGAACUCUGACCGUCCUCAAAAUGAGGUCCAAGAAGUAGUGCUUGUGAAAGGUGGAAUCAGAAAUGAGAAGCUUAAGUGUACUUACAUAACAAUAGAAGAGAGUUCAUCUCCAGUGUAUACAGUGAUACUGAGCAAGCCAGCUUGGAUGUGGGGAGCAGAGAUGGGAGCCAAUGAGAAGAAUGUAGUCAUUGGCAAUGAGGCUGUUUGGACUAACAACAAUGAGGGUGAUGGAGAUGCCCGGCAGAGGCGCCUGUUGGGAAUGGACCUAGUCCGACUAGGUUUAGAACGUGGAGAUACGGCUGAAGCAGCCUUAGAUGUUAUAACAUCUCUUCUUCAAAAGCAUGGACAAGGAGGGCCCUGCUCAGAGCAUGAUGAUAGCCACUUCUACCACAAUUCCUUCUUGAUUGCUGACCCUAAGGAGGCAUGGGUUCUAGAAACCAGUGGCAAGUUAUGGGCAGCUGAAAAAAUUGCAAGCGGGUACCGGAACAUUUCUAAUGGUCUCACAAUCACUACAAAGAUUGAUAAACAUUCAGAUAACUUGAUGGAGAAGGCAAAACAUAUGGGGCUAUGGAGCGGACAGGGUGAAUUUAACUUCACUAAGUGUUUCUCAUCUGGAGGUGAUGAACUUAGGCAACAGGAAGGGGAGAGGUUGCUUAAAGAAGGGAGUGCUGCAUCAUUAUUUGAUGUAAAGAAUAUGAUAAAUGUACUGAGACACAAGGAUAGCCGCAUUUGCAGGGGAUGUGAUGACACCUUCCCCACACAGGGGAGUCAGGUAUCCUUACUCUGCCGUGAGAAAACCAGCAUCCACUGGUUCACUGGUACCCCUGAUCCAAGUGUAUCAUUCUUCAAACCCUUCAUCUUCACUGAAAAGGCUCAAACUUCUCCAUACAUAGUUAGUCCUGAUGAGCCACCACGUGAACAUCGCUUAUACAAGUCACAUAUGGAUUGCAUGACAAAAAAAGAUGCCGAUAAAAUAAUAGAAAAACUCCGCCAAAUGGAGACGGAACGUACCGCUGCAAUUGAAGAACUUAUUAAAACCCAGUCAGCACAAGAUACUCAUGAUCUCGACAAUCUCUUCAAAGACUGUGUGGAGACUGAGAUUGAAUUAUAUGAAAAAUGCUAAAUAAGUGUCAAAUUUUACAAAUGUUUCUAAAAAUGUUUAUGACUGUAAUCUUUUCGCACUAGCAUCAAUGUUUGACUCUAUCACCAAAGUUAUUGUUAAUAGCUAAAUAUUUUUUAAGUAGAAUUUGUAGACGUAGGUGAAGCUAAUUUGAUUUAAGAGUAUCUUAGGUAUCACGGACCCUACUGUCUGACUUUUAUUUAGACUUCUAUUUCAAACUUUUGAAUGAUAUGACUUAUAUAAAUAUAAAAUACGCUUAUUUUUUGUAGUACUUUGCUAAAGUUACCUGUUAAUGUUUGUAAUGAAAGCUAUCGUAUUUUGCUAAAAUUUUAGAUCUUAUCUAUCUCUACACUCGUAGUUAAUGUUAUAUUUAUUAAGGCCUAAAUAAAAGGAAUAAUAAAUAUUCAUAAAUAAUUAUAUGUAGAUAAAAAAAUAUUAUUUUUACAUGAAAUAGUAAUCUUAAAUCAUGUUAUUUGCAUUGUAUUUGAAUGCUUGCUGCCAGUUACGAUAAACAAUUUAUCUGAUAUAGAUAUGGCUUUGCUUUAAGCAGAUAUGACUUAUUUAAAUUUUUACAAAAUAUUUACAAAUGUUAAGAAAUCUGACUCGUGUAUUCAUCAUUCGUCCAUUUGCUUGGUACAAUGUUGUAUUCUUUAUUUACACAAUAUACUAAAUGGUUGAUGUUGUAAGGUAUUGUAAUGAUAAUAUACUACUAAAAUUAAAAGACAUUGCAGUGCCGUUUAUUUCUGGUACUGAUGCCAUUCUGUUUGCAAUAAUAAAUUAUCUUUAUGGAUUAGUUAUUGUUAAUUUUAUGUGUAUUUUAAGAGUAACGCUCUUUUGUGGUGCUGGUUUAGCUAAUGCAAUAAAUAAAUACUUGCUAGGCUUGCGGCCUUCUGCAAUAAGUGUUUCAUUGUUAUUUUGAAUCACUAUACACAACCAAGUGUCAAAGAAAACGUACUUAAUGCGCUUUACUGAAUUGAGACAAGUUUAAUAAUAGUUAUACUUUCAGGAUACUGACAAAUCAUGUUAUGAAAUGGAGGCUUCGUAGGUUUAAGAAAACGAUGAAAGGCCAACCGGUUAAAAGCUGUAUUCACAAACGAUAUGUCUAUCUCUAUUUGUCUCUAAAUUCUGCUUUACAGUGACAGAGACAGCAUAAAACUUGACUUAAUUAAGUGAAGUUUCUGAAUACGGUGUAAGUGUGCCAAUUUCUGUUUCCUCACACACCAUAUUCCUCCUCUGUAUAAGAAUAUUAAUAUUGUAAGAUAUUAUUUUUAUUUAUAACUUAGAAUCAUUUAUUACAAUAACGUAAAUUAAGUUGUACUAUUUAGAAAGACCAAUUUAGUUUAUAUUGUUUCGUGCAGCUAGUUAUAAUAUUAGCUAUAGCCAUUUAUUUGAGGACCUAUUAAAAGACAAAAUAGCAUGAAAUUUAAGACAAUGCGGGUAUUUUAUGUAGAUAACCUGCGUGCUGUGUACUGUAGAUGUAUUAUGUAUUAUAACGGUUGCUAAGCACGUAAGUGGUCUCCAGCGUGGUAGCUUCGGCAGUAUUGGUCUAACAAAGCAAAAAGAAUUACUUCACUUGUCGGGCUUCAUAUGGCUUGAGCUGAUUGGGGCGUUCAUUCGGGUCAACGCAUCAUUCGAUUCGAUAAUACUUAUAUUACGAUUAUUUAACCUAAUGGGAUUGCGAUCCACAAAAAUUCAAGUAGUUAUAUACACGGCUUUGCUGAUGAAGUGAGAGCGGAUUUUUCUCGAAUACUGAUCUAUUUACAUCCUUCCGAUUUUACCUCCCAGCUGUGCCGAUUAAUGCCGAGCGACCCGCUUGUGUAUAGCUACCCAGACUCAAUUUUCGUAUUCAUGUAAUGUGCUUGCUUUAUCUAUUUUGUACGUUUAUUAUAGAAUUGAUAAACUUAACAGCAAUAUGAUAAUACCGUGAUUUCAACUGUGAUCACUACUAAAAUAUCUAAGUAAAACUGGUUGUUUUAAUAAAUGCACUUUUGAAUCACAA